Molecule: messenger RNA, 1411 nt
Organism: Exophiala xenobiotica
Lineage: Eukaryota; Fungi; Ascomycota; Eurotiomycetes; Chaetothyriales; Herpotrichiellaceae
Exons: 2
Coding region: 290-1039 (249 amino acids)
Cellular component (GO): cytosol
Molecular function (GO): FMN binding; oxidoreductase activity
Source: RefSeq, a predicted model, not a curated record
GCAGCGAGGUUUUCAGUGCGAGGCAUUUCAUGGCUGUCACGAAAGACGCAGGGCGCGUAAUGAGGUAAAUAGGCGGAAGCAUGCUACAAGAUAAGAGCCCCCGUCCAGUGCACAUUACAAAGGCGUCCGCUUCUCUCCACCCAUUUACCGACACGGCAACCUGCCAUCCAACCCAACUCCAAGCUCACUCACAAGACUUGGUACAGCCGCUGCUUUUCAAUAUAGCUCAUAAACACCGACAGCGCCCGAACCAGAUCAGCUAUACCUUCAACCGCAUACCAUAACCAUCAUGGCGAAGGGCGUUGCAAGAAUUGCCGUGGUGAUCUGCUCGUCUAGGAAGCCUCGUGCCAAUCCACAAAUUGCCAACUUCGUCCUCGAGGCCAUUGAGUCGACAUACCAGGACAGAUGGUCCCUGGAGCCGUCCCUGAAGGUCAUUGACCUCGCCGAGAGGAAUCUCCCCUUCUUCGACGAGCCCGAUGUCCCCUCUCAAAUUCAUGACUACACCAAAUACGCACACGCCCACACCCGCGAAUGGAGCAAGGAAGUCCAAAGCUAUGAUGGCUUCAUCUUCGUCUGCCCGCAGUAUAACUGGGGUUACCCUGCGGUUCUCAAGAACGCCAUCGACUACCUGUACAACGAGUGGAAGGGCAAGCCAGCCAUGAUCGUGAGCUAUGGAGGCCACGGCGGCGGCAGAGCAGCUGCACAGUUGAGACAGGUGCUGUGCGGCAUUCACAUGAUUCCCACCAAGAAGCACGUGGAACUGGCGUUUCCUACCCGAAGCGCCUUGCUCGAUGCCGCCUACGGCAAGGAUCUUGGACUUGAUGGUUUCAGCUCAAAGGGUAUCUGGGGCUCACAACGCAAGGAAAUCGGCGACACUUUUGCCGAGAUGAUGGAUCUCCUGUGCAGCAAUAAGGUCGGAAAGGCAUUCAAGUCUGCUGCAGUCACGUUUGGCAUGGCGAAGCAGGAAUUUCGCAAGAAGUUCAAAAAGUCCUCUGGAGAACAUGCGAGUGGACGAGGAGAGGCGCGAAGCGAAGAGUAGAAGUAUGUCAGUGGACAUCUUUGCGUAUCGCAUGAGUGUGGAACGGAGUCAUCUAGUCUACUUUUUCUGGUUUGGAUAUCACUAUGCGAUCGGUGCUUGGGGAGGGAUAUUACUAGUCUAGUGGUACUUUCGGCUGUUGACUUGGGAGGGACAGUGGACUGUGACCUCGAUGGGUCCUUUCGAAGAAGUAGCGUGGCUUGUCCCAUUAAUCUUUUGAUUGUCGUGGAUUUUUAUGGUAUGUAGACCGUCCCCUAAGGAGUCACCCUGCUUAUGUAACCGAGGCUGUGCGGUUUAGGGGCUUCUGGGCGCCAAGCCUCUGAAAGCACCUCCUAAAAUCAACUCAACCAGCUGAACACUCCAGUUACCAUCUUC